This is a messenger RNA of Ruditapes philippinarum (Manila clam), 1407 nucleotides long. Its product is annotated as protein ZNRD2-like. The record is from RefSeq and is a predicted model, not a curated record. NCBI's taxonomy places the organism in Eukaryota, Metazoa, Mollusca, Bivalvia, Venerida, Veneridae. Bases 286 to 903 code for a protein of 205 amino acids. The transcript has 5 exons.
UUGUUUAUGAAUUACUUCCCUUGUAAAAACACAAAUUCACAACGUGUUUUGCCUGUCAUUUAUAAUGAGCUAGUUUGUGCUAAUUAUCAUUUAUGAUUUAAUUGUGUCACGUUAUAAGAUAGCAGGUUUUAGAUAGUUUCUUUAUAUGCAGCUGAGAUAGUUUCUUCAUAAGGACCUGUGGUUGUUGUAUUAGAUCUAGUAUACAACUUUACAGAUAAAGACGUUUGUCUACCAACAACAAAAAAAAGUAAAAUAGGAACAUACAAAGCAUUGUCAAUAAAAAAAAUGGCAGAUGAUGAAUAUGAGUGGCAACCACCAUCAGAAGCCGAGAUGAAGAUUAUACAGGCAAGGAGAGAACGCUCUGACAAAAUCAGUAAACUUAUGGGAGACUAUAUGCUGAAAGGUUACAAGAUGCUGGGUAUAGUCUGCCAAGAAUGUUCCACAAUACUGUUACAAGAUAAACAAGGUGUAAAUUAUUGUGUGGCAUGUAAGGAGUUGGAUACAGACACUGAUAAAGAUGACCCAGUAUUAAGUAGAGAUGCUGCAAGGUCUCAGAUAAUGGAAGGAAGUGUGGCAGAAGAUGAUGAUACAGACUUGUCCUUCAUGAGGAGACAAGAUCAAACAACCAGUCCAUCACAUCCUCAACAAGAUUUACAGAGAGCCAUUCCACUAUCCAUGGCAACUGUGACAUCAUCAAAUGUGACGUCAUCAGUAUAUCCUAGCCAAUCAGCUCAAAGUAGUUCAAAUUUGAAAUUUAGUGACACUGUAGAUACUUUAUGUCAGAAGAUAAACUGGGCAACUGAGGAGUUAAAGAAAGCCUCAAGUGUAGAUUAUUGUGUUAAUCUCUGUCAACUGAUUAAAUCCUCCGCAGAAGCUUUACAAAGUUUAAAAAGUGUUGACUGAUUUUUUUUUUGUAUUUCUAAUUUUACAUUCUUACAGAAUUCUUGAGCAACAUAAACGUACAUGACAAGUAAAAACAUAUUUAGCAUCAGACUUUGGCAGAAGCUUUAGGAAAUUUUAAAAAUGUUGACUGAUAUUUUUUUCAUCUUCCUUAUUACUAAGGUUUAUAUUGUUCAUAAAGAAAUAAUUUUUUGUUUUACAUUCUUAAAGGAAUCCAUAGUGAGAUAUGUAAAAAUAAAAAUGAUACAAAUACUCUGCUGAAAAGGAAACACGUUUUUAGCAACAGAAAAAAAGGUGUUAUGUAACAAAAAAGGAACUUGUAUAAACAGGAACAAAUAGAAAUGAAUUGUCAAAGCGGAACAAAUGAAUUUACUUACUACAAAAAUACAUUACAUUUUGUAUCAGUCAAAUGUUUUUACAGAAAAAUAUCAAUAAAGGCAUUUGACUUAAUUCCCUAUGUAUUUUAAAUGAUGUGAUUGAUCUUUAAUAUAUAGGAAUCAAAAGUUA